Paecilomyces variotii is the source of this 1743-nucleotide messenger RNA. RefSeq lists its product as hypothetical. The coding region runs from base 1 to 1743 and encodes 580 amino acids. The transcript has 6 exons. Gene Ontology annotation, molecular function: fatty acid binding; acyl-CoA oxidase activity; FAD binding. Lineage: Eukaryota; Fungi; Ascomycota; Eurotiomycetes; Eurotiales; Thermoascaceae. Gene Ontology annotation, cellular component: peroxisome. The record is from RefSeq and is a predicted model, not a curated record. Gene Ontology annotation, biological process: fatty acid beta-oxidation using acyl-CoA oxidase; lipid homeostasis.
AUGAGCACACAGGUCCACCUCCCUGAAAAUUCCCACGGGAACGAAAAUGUCCAGGGCACACCAACCCUGUCCCUUCUCAGCCAAGAGUUAUUCAAACCAUAUUCUCAUCAGUCAGCUCCAGCUGAAUCUGUUGCUGUCAGUUACCUUCGAGCCCAGGCCAUAGGAAGAGCAUACGGUCUUACCGUCCAAGAUGUGCUGCAUCUCACUCCAAAGUUCUGGCAGAUGCAUACCGAUAUGGCCAUGGGCAUGGAUGCUGCAGCUCUUACGCUGGUGACUAUCCAGUACAAUCUUGCUGCAGGGACAAUUGCACCCUACAUGAAGAAAAGACCCGAUCUUGUGCAGCUUAUGGACAAUAUCUUGCAGUUCAACUAUUCUGCUCAGUUCCUCUUAACAGAAAUUGGACACGGUCUGGAUGCUGCCAACCUUGAGACCAGGGCUACACUUCUCCCAAAUGGCGAAUUUGACUUCCACACCCCGACUGCAAAUGCAGCAAAGUACAUGCCGCCAACGUCUCCAGUAGGGCUUCCACGCGUAGCUGUUGUUAUCGCCCGACUCAUCGUCAAAGGCGAAGAUCGCGGUGUUAGACCGUUCAUUGUCUGGCUGAACGAUGGCCAUAAGAUGUGUGAUGGCGUUACAUGCAAGGUCCUCCCUCGCAGGACUGGCUCAAAACCUGUCGAUCAUUCUCUAACGUACUUUAACCACGUACGUUUACCGGGUUCAGCACUUCUAGGAUCUCUCGAUACACCUGUCAACAUGCGUUUAAACUUUCUGGCCACUAUCUGGCGCGUUGGCGUUGGCACUCUCGCCCUUUCGACUUCCAUGAUACCGAUGCUAAAGAGAGGUCUCUAUGUGGCUGGAAAGUACAGCAUGCGACGAACAGUCCAAGGAUCACAUAACAAGCCAAUGGCGAUUAUUGGCUUCCGUACACAACAGCGUCCAAUCCUGCAUGCCCUGGCGCAGGUAUAUGUAUUCGAUGCGUAUGCUGAGGACAGUGCCAGGUUGUUUGUGGACACCCGUAUCGAAGGGCCAGUCCGUCAUGGCAUUGGGACUGUUCUUAAGGCAGUGGUCAAUCAAGCUACACAAGGCAGUCUCCACUCCCUAGCAGAACGAUGCGGUGCACAGGGCCUUUUUGAGUACAACAACAUCAUUGAGUCACAGCUUGAAGGAAGAGGAAUCUCAGUUGCAGAGGGAGACGUCUUGGCACUAUGCAUCCGGCUAGCCUCCGAGCUUCUGUUAGGGAGAUAUCAAAUGCCAGCGCCAAGGAACCCUCAGAGCUUGCUGGCACUUCACGAGAGAGGCCUGUUCAAGGAAUGCUGGGGUUUGAUGAAGACCAUAAAAGGCGGACAUCGCAGUGAUGAGUUUAACAAUCUGAUCCUUCCUCGUUGCCAGCCCCUUAUUGAGGCAAUUGGCCAGCGCAUGGCAUAUGAGGCAGCUUCGCAGGCAGGCGUCCACCCAGAUCUGCUAGCACUCUAUGAGAUUGGUGCCAUAAUGCAAGACCCUAGCUGGUACGUCCAACACGCCGGGUUGGGCCGGGAAGCCCAGUUUAUGAUGGAGGAGAAGGCCUUGAACGCUGUCUUGCCGCGCCUUGAGGAGCUUCUUGAGGGAACUGGUGCUGGGCCGUAUUGCGAUGCACCCAUCCUUUCCCAAGGCGCAUGGGAUGCUUUUAUUGACCGUCUUGUCAAGUACGAGACGCCCCGUUCCGAUAAGACCCAGGGAGUCAUUAAUCGCACCAGCAGGCUAUGA